AACAAGUAAACACACGCACGUGCUCGGCUGUCUCCUGGCGGCUUAUUUCUAGGGUCUGUUCCCUGAAGCGCCGCCGUGGGUGGGUCAGGCUUAGGGGCCACGUCACGCUGCCCACCUGCCCCGCGUGGGAAAGGCUCAUCUCGGCUUCGGGCUUUGCCUUAAGUCGUCCUGCCCGGCUGUUAGCGAGGCGCCUGGGGGACCGAGCAGAACGGCUCCUCUCCAUGAUUCCCGCCAGCUGCCUGCAGCCGGUGCGACCAUUGCUGUCCCCUCGCUCCCUCACCUGGCAGCGUGCCAACCCCGAAAUGCGUGGACACCGGCGCCCCCAGGAGCCCCCCGGGGAUGGCUGGCCCCUGUGGUGGCCGUGGGCUCACCCCUGUGCACCACCCACUCAUGGCGGGGCUCUCGCUGCCUUUCAGCUCCCGGUUCUCCUGAAGGGAACGUCGGAUGACGACGCGCCGUGUCCGGGCUACCUGUUCGAGGAGAUCGCCAAAAUCUCCCACGAGUCGCUGGGCAGCAGCCAGUGCCUCCUGGAGUACCUCCUGAACCGGCUGCACAGCGGCUCCGGCCGCGUGAAGCUCAAGGUGCUGAAGAUCAUGCUGCACCUGUGUGCCCACGGCUCCUCCUCCUUCCUGCUCAUCCUCAAGCGCAACCCAGCCUUCAUCCAGGAAGCGGCAGGGUUCACGGGGCCCCCGGACCCUCUCCACGGGAACAGCUUGUACCAGCAAGUGCGGGCGGCCGCCCAGGACUUGGGGAGCACCUUGUUCUCGGACACCUUGUCCCCUCCUCCCCCCUCCCAGCCUCCCAGGGCCCUGCCUCCCGCAGGCAUGGGCUCCCAGUCCCGGCCCCAGGGCGCCCUCCGGGGCUUCGGCUACAGCAGGGAGCACGGUCCCACGGCCGCAAGACACCAGCCGGGGCAGGCGGGCGGGGGCUGGGACGAGCAGGACAGCAGCCCCGGCUCCCAGGGUUCUUGCCAGGACAAUGGCCAGAGCAGGGCCUCGGGCUCGGGCACUUGGGAGCCCUCCUUGAUUGCUCGGGUGGAUCUAUUUCACUUUCUCCACCUCGUGUCACAGCUCUCGGGUCUGCUUGGCUCCCAAAUGGGCAGCUCCUGGAGGACAGAAACUGCCGAGCCCAGCCCCGCAGCCACGCGUGUGGGCCAGUCCGACCUGCUGACAGACACUGUGCCUUUCGCCGGGGGCCCUGCGUCUCUCCAGCCUCUGAGUUCCACCCUGCUCUCCCCCAGGGGCCCUGCAGCCCCUCCCGCCCUGGGUGGGUGCCCCCUCCCAGGCCUCGGGGACGCCAGGAAGGCCGAGCCCAGACUGGCAGGUUCCAGAGAUCAGGAGCCCAGACCCGAGCAGGGCCGGUUGGGCUCGGACGCUCCCAAUGGAGGACCAGAAUCCGGCCUAGAACCCAGCGGCUGCCUGAGGGGCCCGGGGACCAGCAGCGGCCACAACUCCUUGUUUGCUGGCAUGCAGCUGGUGGCCUGCCCCCGCCUGGUGGAGGCUGGGACUGGUGCCCAGGAGCCCCCGCAGCCCCCUUGGACGUUGUCACACAGCGUGGCAGCCCCAGAGCCUCCUGGCUCAGAGCCAUCAGCUUUCGCCUUCUUGAACUCAUGACCCGGACAGUGACUGCACACGGUCCCCUCCGCCCUCAGCCCUGGUGUCUGUGUCGGCCUCUCCCUCUCACCCUGAGGCCUUGGUGCGGGGAGCAGCCCAGCCAGGAGAGCGCAGCGUGGACGAGCCUCCAGGAAUGAGCGCAGGAGCCACGAACUAGCCAGAGCCGCGUGGAGGCGGGGGAAGCAGCUGGCGGACUCGCAGGU
Messenger RNA from Myotis brandtii (Brandt's bat), 1816 nucleotides. RefSeq names its product ENTH domain containing 2 (gene TEPSIN). NCBI's taxonomy places the organism in Eukaryota, Metazoa, Chordata, Mammalia, Chiroptera, Vespertilionidae. The record is from RefSeq and is a predicted model, not a curated record. Gene Ontology annotation, cellular component: trans-Golgi network membrane. The transcript has 9 exons. Bases 222 to 1613 code for a protein of 463 amino acids.